This is a messenger RNA of Cetraspora pellucida, 804 nucleotides long. The record is from the annotation of a GenBank genome assembly. NCBI's taxonomy places the organism in Eukaryota, Fungi, Glomeromycota, Glomeromycetes, Diversisporales, Gigasporaceae.
AUGAAUAAUUGUAAAGAUGCAGUGCAUCUUGAACGAGUUAUAAACGAGAUAUUUAUUACUGGUUCGAUAGUUGUAUUAGUUCCGCCGAAUCUUCUUCAUCCUAUCCUUUCAGCCGAAUCUUCACCAUCCAUCCUUCCGGCCGAAUCUUUCCUAUCCACCCUUUUUCUUGCACUUUCCAUUAAAGCUCCGUUCGAUCAAACUAAAUGGGUUGGUGGUCAAACAGAAAAUAUUACAUGGGAAGAGGAUAACAAAGCUCCAUUAUUGAAAGAUAUGGGCAUGAUGGGGAUUGACUUGAUGUAUAAUACCAGCAAUUUCUGUAAAGUAAUAACACUUGCCACUAGCAUUGAUCCUAAGAGCCUCCUAUUUGCUUGUCCUCUUCCCACGACCAUUGGACUUGGAAGUGAUCCAACUCAAUAUACUGGUACCAAUAGUACCAAUAGUACUAGCACCAAUAAUACAUAUACAGCAUAUUCUCAUACGUUUACUAUCAACAACAUUACUGGUACUCUACAAUGCAUACCAAACAAUCCAUCAUCUACUACCGCCAAUACUGCCAACACUACCACCACUAUUCCUAGCGACUCUACUAAGGUUGGCAAUAACGUAAUUGCUGGUUCUUCGGCUCCCGCUGCUCCCGUAGACUCAAAUAAACCUGCUGCUGCAAGUGGUAGUUCUACUGCCAAGAGUGCUGCUACUGCUGGCGCAUCCAAUUCAAAGACUUCAAACGCCAAUAGUUUAGUGGUUUAUCCAUCGUUUGUUGGAUUAUCGUUAGCUAUCAUUAGUUUUGCCUUAUCACAUCUUUAA